AUGACCCUGUGUACUUGCGACGCAUCUGACGGCAGUCCUCAAAAUCUGGAAGCACGCCUCUCAGCCAGCCACAAGGAGCUCAAGCUCCUCUGUAAGGACGGACUAAGGUAUGCCCCAGACGGGCUGAUGAGCUUGAUGGUGUGCCCUAUGAAGGCGGCGGAUCUGGGGAAGUGCAAAGCCGUAAGCGACGGCGCGAAACCCAUCGACGUCAAAGAACUGCUCUCCUGGCAUCCCGCCAACGUGCUGUGGAAGGUGGACGCCACAGCAGCCCAGGACGUUCCGAGAGUUCUGGCCAUUACAGAGAAGAGCCUUCCGUCCGUCGACAGGAAGUUCAUUGUCGGGUGUCUGAAAGGAAACGAAGACACCGCCCAGUGCACACUGACAGUGACGGUGAAGGCAAAAGCAACCUGGAGGACCAGUCGCACAGUUAGCUGUGCCUACGGCAAGGAAAGCAAUGGAACUCCUCAGUCCAUCAUCCUGACCCCGGCGGAGCGGAGCUACACUCUCGUGUGUGGAGCGGACGGCGAAAUUGUCCCAAACAACUACAAAGAAGUGUUCUGUCCCGUCGGCACGCCGUCGAGUGACCGGGAUCCUAGAUGCUAUGACAGGUAUGCAGCGGUUUUACCGGGCUACGAAAAAAAGUGGUGGCACGAAGGCGCGAACAAUUCGUUCACAUUUGCUGUUCCCGAGGACAGCUUCCCUGACAAAGAAGCAUCGAUCAGUGUUCGGUGCCGGAAGAAGCAACAGAACAAAGACCCAGCUGCACCUUUGGUGGAAUCGGCGGCAAGCGUGUGCAGCCUGAGCAUCAAAGUCGAGGGAGUCGGGAGAACCAGAUUCAUGCCUAAUAUCUCAGCCCCUCGUACUGUCGAUCGCUUCGGUGUCGCCUCCGGCGGAGCCUUUUUUCUUACUUCACUGGCGCAGAUACUGUGA
Besnoitia besnoiti is the source of this 930-nucleotide messenger RNA. RefSeq names its product SAG-related sequence. The transcript has a single exon. NCBI's taxonomy places the organism in Eukaryota, Apicomplexa, Conoidasida, Eucoccidiorida, Sarcocystidae. Bases 1 to 930 code for a protein of 309 amino acids. Gene Ontology annotation, cellular component: membrane. The record is from RefSeq and is a predicted model, not a curated record.